This is a messenger RNA of Rhineura floridana, 2304 nucleotides long. It is a transcript of the gene C7H10orf143, whose product is annotated as chromosome 7 C10orf143 homolog. Bases 127 to 480 code for a protein of 117 amino acids. The record is from RefSeq and is a predicted model, not a curated record. Lineage: Eukaryota; Metazoa; Chordata; Lepidosauria; Squamata; Rhineuridae. The transcript is spliced from 4 exons.
AUCUUUUCCCAGCCAGAUUAGAAGGGUUGGUCUACGGAAAGGGGGCGGAGCGGUAGGGACGCAGCCCCAGGAGUAGUGCAGAGGUUCUGAGUGCGCAGAGAGAGCAACUGCUAGGAUUAGGUGGCCAUGAACGUGAUAGCGGAACGGCGCCGAAGGAGGCCCGGGGAGCUGGGCGUGCACGAGCCGGAGCGCAAACGAGUGUGUAGAAGUUCUGAGACUUUUCCACAGGUCAUCAACGCUUGCUACCCACUGCGCAAGUAUGCCAUGGAUUACUGGGAUAUGGAGCAGGAUUUGAAGCAGAAAGAUCCCACUGACUUCUUUAGCCCUCAGAUUAUGAAAGAAAAGCCAAAUUCCAUGAUAUUUCCAGAUAAUGAAACCAGAACUACUGCCCAGCCUUGCUCAAGAUGUAUUGCUGGAGAACCUGGACACCUUGGCCAUAUUAUGGGGUUUAUAGAAGAUCAAAGGGCACUGAUGCAGUGAUACUCCGUAACAAAAUACACGUGAACUAGUUUGAGAUUCUAGACUUUCCGACACUUCACACUACAGUAUACAUCCAUACAGUUUAUCUGGUUGUUUUUUAAUGUUCUCAGAACAAUCCAGUUUUUUGUUUGUUCAUUUAUAUUAUACAACAUGGUACUACUUCAAAAGAAUGUUCAAUUUAGUGAUUCCUCCACUCCCAGCAUGCAAAUGCACUGCUAACUAGAAGCACAUUUUCAGAAUGGGAGUAGUUAACUGCAGGCAAAGAAGUUGAAAUAGGUAUUUUCACGUCUUAUAUCAGUGAAUGUACAAAAUCUGGUGAUUAUCGACCUUCUGACAAUUCCAGAUAAACUUCAUCAAUAUUCCAUACUAUAUACAUUUUUUCACUAUGAAGACCCACACAAAUGCUGACAAUCACAUUUAGUUGUUUUUCAGCGUUCACUGAUGUAUUUCUGAAUUUCAGUAAUGCACAAAGUUUGUCUAGGAUUGUCAGUAUUCACACUGAUGAAUGUCAUCAUUCACCAAAUGUUUUAUGCUUACUGCAGGGGUAGUUCUCCCUCCAGGUGUUCUCAUCAGUCCAAGCCAGCAUGGCCAGUGAUCAGGGGUGAUGGAAAUUGCAGUUUACAUCUGGAGGGCACCACAUUGCCUACCCCAGUAUACUAUAACGGAGAAGUAAUUGAUUUUAAUCACAUUUCUUUACUUUUCUGCCUUUGAAGAGAGGGUGCUUUUGGAUGUCCCUUAGAAAUUGCCACCAUAAAGUCCAGUUGACUCUGUUUAGGGCUAGAGUCUGCAAUCCAGUGAACCACAGCUGCCACUUUUGGCUGCAGUUCUGCGUGUACAAGCAAUUCUGUACAGCUAACAAUGGAAAAAUCCAACUGCACACACUCACUGCACUGCAUUCCAGUUUAUACAUACAAAAAAGUCUGUAAGGUCCCAUUGCAUUAUUAGCAAUCACGUGUACAAAUCACUAUAUGAAUAAAAAGGAAAGUCAUAUUUCAUAUAUUCAAUGUUAUUGAUCUGACACCUUUUUCCACAUUGACCAAAGAGUGAAAUAGACCAUUCAUGUAGAUCAUGAUUCCUUACUUAAUGCUGCUAAGCCUUAUUUUAAUCUGCAUGUUUGUGUGAAAUGCCAUAAAGUACCCCCACCUUAGCUGACUUUAUUUUACAAUGCAUUAUCAAAUCAAUCUCUGUCUUAAAAAAACAAGCACAGCAAUAAGAGUGUUAAUCACAUUUCAUAUACUUUUCUUUUUUGUAACUCUUAUUCCACGAUGUAUAUUGUAGGACUUGCUUAUGACAAGUGUUGAGGUCAUUUGUGGAGUAAUGUGAAACAUGGAGCAGUAAUGCCCCCACCCAAUAAGGGUGGAACAAGGAAAUGCAGCUAAGCUUCCAAGAUGAGGUGUUUAUUGUGCAAUGCCAUGGUUAAUUUGCUUUGAUUUCAUGGGGAAUCCACACAACAUCAUGAUCUAUUUGUAAUUAGCUCAUGUUUUGCCAGUGCUGCAUCCAUCUUUUUCCUUACUGUAGAAAAAUUAUUAAGGAGGGAAAGAGUGGAAUAGUAGCACUAUCUCUGAAGAUGUGGUUAGGAAAAUGUGCAUUUUAACAAAGGGGGUAAAUGGCUCCUGGGGAAAUUUGAUGAGAUGUUGAAGAUGUCCUUUGUUUCUUGAUUUCUUGCCUUGCAUUUUGGGUUGCAGAGCCAUUUCAUUUCCUGCACCAUAAGUCCUUUUCUAAAGAGUUUUUCUUUUUGUCUUCUUUGCAAUGUUUUGCCUGUAGCAUUUUGGCUCUUAAAAAAAACUUAUUUUCUCUGCUGGAAUGAAUCUUCCUCAACCCUCA